AUGAAAGAGCAAACUCCAUGGUUAGUCAUGGAAUACUGCAUUGGCUCAGUCGCAGAUGUUUUAGAAGUACACAAAAAACCACUUCGUGAAGAUGAAAUCGCCUGUAUCGUCCAGGAAGUACUAACUGGUCUUGACUACCUGCAUUCUGAGAAAAGAAUUCAUCGAGACAUCAAAGCAGCUAAUAUUUUACUUACGGACUCUGGCGGCGUAAAGAUUGGUGAUUUCGGAUCAGCUAGUUUUGUGAGUCCGGCCAAUAGUUUCGUGGGAACACCAUUUUGGAUUGCUCCUGAAGUCAUUCUAGCUAUGGAACAAGGCAUAUAUGACGUACGAGUGGACGUUUGGUCUUUAGGAAUUACUUGUAUUGAAAUGGCUGAGUUGGAACCUCCUUACUUCAGCGCUACCAAUCGAUGGCUGCACUAUAUCAAAUCGCUUCAAAUGAUGCCCCACGACUGGUGGGAGGUAACUGGUCCGAUGAAUUUCGGGAUUUUGUACGGUUCGUUCUCCAAAAAGAUAUGA
Messenger RNA from Schistosoma mattheei, 516 nucleotides. The record is from the annotation of a GenBank genome assembly. Lineage: Eukaryota; Metazoa; Platyhelminthes; Trematoda; Strigeidida; Schistosomatidae.